GUGCGUGUCUGUUUUUCUUGGUAGGCUUGAGUGGGUGAAGUGGCCGCCAUUUUGUGUGUGAGGUCGGAUCAGCGGAAGGGAAGCGGCAGCUGCGACAGGAGAAGAGCGUGGAUCGGGUUAGGCUGCGCCUUUAGAGCUGGGACUUCUACACUUGAAGCCUGUGUGCCAAGAAUCCGAUGUUGGGCUUGGCUUCAUGGUUGAAAACAGCAGAUCAGCCCAUGAAAACUACCAUUCCUAGCCAAGGGAAGGGAUCCAACAGGAGUCAGCAUCUAUUCUUUCAGGUUUGGCAGCAGGAAAGAGGGCAGGAGGUGGAGACUGUAGAAUCUGAAAAAGGAACUGAAAGGUGACAUUUAAGUUGAAGAUGGGAGGUGGAGAAAGGUUCAACAUUCCAUCUACCCAGCCCAGAAAUGCUACCAAGAACCACCAACAACUGAACAAUAGAAAAAAGAGCAAAGAUCAGAAUUCCCAGAUGAAGAAAAUCCACAAGAAGGAGAGGGGACAUGGGUGUAGCCCAUCAUCUGUAGCAUGGCAGGCCAUGCAGAACGGGGGGAAGAACACAGGACAUUUCCCAACUAACCAGGCUUGGAAUCCAACUUUAUCACAUUCACUCUUCAUGCCUCAAACCAAUCAAAACUAUGCUGGAGCAAAAUUCAGUGAGCCGCCGUCCCCAAGUGUUCUUCCUAAGCCACCAAGUCACUGGGUAACUGUUUCACUUAACCCCAUUGAUAAAGAAAUCAUGACUUUUCAACUUAAAACUUUGCUUAAAGUCCAAGCAUGAGCAACAGUGUUAUACUGGAAGAAAAUUACACACACAGAUUUAAAUUCCGUAGUACAGGUCCAUGUUUGAUUUCAAAAUGAAAACAAAGACUCACCUUAGGAAUUUGGUUUACUGUGUAUUAAAGGUGGUUGAAUUCUCCCCGAGUUGGAGAAAUGUCCCCACCCUCUGGAAAUAUUUUAUUUAACAGUUACUGGGUUAUGUGUGCUGUAUCAACUGUGUGCUGAUGCAGUUGAUGCUGUAAGCAGCCUGAACUAAUCCCACAGUGCAAACAGUUGAACCAUUUAGUUGCAGUUGCUUUUAUUUUUAAAUCUGCUUAAUAGAGUAGGCCUUUUUCAAGGGAAUUGAAAUUAAUGUUCAAUGACCAAAUUUGCAACAGUUGCAAAACAAAAUUCUCCUGCAUACUGUGAAAUACUAUACGCAUUGAAGUCAUUAGUAAUUUGUUUUUCGGCUAGAGCCCAAUCUAAAAAAACCAACCCACCUAACAUUGUUUAAGAAAUCCACUUCAAAUAGGGUUUUAGUUUAUUGAACUAUCUGACACAACCAUAAUUUGAACUGGUGAUUUGGGCCAGGCAUUCAUCUGUCCAAAGCCCUGUGACCAAAAUGUAAACACUUGCAUUAGGAAAUUUCAAUCUGUACAGCACUUGUUUAAGAGGAAUGGAAACAUAGUAUGCAAUUGCUAGCCAACCUUUUACACAAGUCUACAAAUGUAUUCUGUUGAACAAGGCAGACUCUUAAGUCACUACCCUGUGGCUGUUGUCUGGAUGGCUACAGGAUGGAAGUCCCAGCUCUGACUUCAGAGUUCUGAAGUCAGAGCUGUGAUUUCAAAUUCAGAGUGUCUUUUGCCCUGCAGCCAGUGCUGCUCUUUCUGUCCUGGCUGUAGCUUCAAGGUGACAAGAUCAACCCUAGAACUGGCAUUGGAUGGAUGCUCGGGGGAAAGGAGGGAACAAGGCACUUUUGGAGAAAUCCCUCUGGCUUCUUUUUGUGAAACAGUAUAAAACAUUUAGAGGGCUAAGCGAAUCAGUGUGGGAAGAGCACCGAGGCAAUCCUAGCCAUUCUGCUCCUUCAGUUCUCCAUUGGGUGCCUGUAAUCCUUCAAGUUUGGACAGUUGGAGGAAGUUGUGUUUGGAUGGUACCUUAACUGUACCAACUGAAACUUUCCAUUGUCAGGUGACUGCCAAAAGCCUGAGUAUUUCCCUUCAUGGAGAAUUGCAGUGAGCUGUUUUUUAAACACAUUCUGUAAGUUUUGUAUCACUUUCUGAAAUAGUAUUGUUGAGGUGAGUCUGAAAUCAAGACAACCUGUAAUAUGAAUUUGUUUAAAUAAACUUCAAGUGUGAAACAUCUCUAAUGGAGGGAAGAAAGAGCCAUGUAAAUAAAUGUAAAACUUGUAGCAUAUGUAAAUUUAUGCUGGGCUUUCUUGCCAAAAUAAAGUAUUUUUAGUACAAAACUGCUGAAUGUAAAAGGACCAUGCUAAGUACAUGGCAUUUUUUAAAAAAAAAUAAUUUUGUUAAAAAAAAAAGGCUUAAAAGCACAUGUCUGUGCCAUUGCACUUGAGUAUCUGUGAGGGUAUGUGCCCAUGUUUGGCUUAGGUGACAAGCAAACUUGGUACAAUAAGUAGCACUGCUUUUUUAAGGUAAAACAACAAAAGAUUUUUUUUUUUAAAGUUAGGCGUGUAAUCCAGUUCCUAUUAAAUGCAGGAACAAUACUCUUACUAACUCAGUGGAACUGAAUUGUAUCCUCAGGAUGCAGUCCUAAAAACACUUGAAAGCAGGUAACUGAUUACAGUAGUAUAUUAAAGUGUGUUUGUGAUCGGGCUGCAUUCUAGCACACUGUUAUGCAUCCAGUCCUUGAUAGAAGAGCCUGAAGCACCUGACUGCACUUGAUUUCAUCUAGUAAGGUUGCUUUCAUUUUGGAUGAAUUAAAGACAAAGCAUAAUUAGAAAGUUGAAUAUCUAAAUGGUGGUAAGAGUUGCAAAACCCCCAUGUUGUAUAUGUGAAGGUCUAUUCUUGUGAUUCCUGUUGGAUAUUGAUUUGCUUUCAAACUAUACAUUUAAAUUGGCACGUUUCUUGGUAAUUUGUAUGAGGACACUUAAGUGAGACUGGCUUUUUCUGGCAUACCUUUGAAAACCAAUUUUCAAUCUGGUCUUCCUUCUGAAUUCUAGGGAGCAUCAUAUUUGGCGAAAUUUCAGGUGUUCUCUUUCAUGUCUGAUGUGGUAAUAAUUCACUAAGGGUGAAGUCCUAUGGCUGGUAGACUUUGUUGUGGCCUCAGAAAAGCCCUCCAUGGGGGUAAUUCCAGGGGAGGGGGAAAAAGGCAUCUGUUUUCCAUGAAAAGUCAAGGCAGAACAAAGCAUUUAGGUGGCCAAAAUCUUCUGAACGCAUAUUUUGGAGAGGGGAGGUAAUUUUAACCUCCAUACUUGAUUGGAUGCCUGUAAAUUGAGUUCAGAGGGUUACAGAGAGCUGCACAGAAUGAGGAUGACCCUAAGGAAAUUAAAAUUACUUCCAUAAAGAUUUAGUUGUGAUGAUAAAGAUAAUAUCCAACAGUAGUCUGUAGUAAUGAAGAUGUGUACACGUUCUAUGACUUUCAAAAGCAACUUUCUGUAAAAGUCUCAGGGGUGAUUGGCUAUGCAUCAUUGCACAUUUGAGCUACUUAGACAUUCAAAAUGUUUUCGGAACCAUCAAGAUAAUAUAUGUCCAAAUAAAACAAUUGGACAUUUUGCUUAAAAUUAAAUCUCUUGUACCCUAAGUUUAUCCUUGAUAUUUUAAAAUCAUUAUGUCCCAAAUGCAAUUUUGAUGUUCUAAAUUCCAUGUUUAGCAUAUUGCUUGGAUUUGAAUUGGAAACAAAAUCUAAAUAAAAACCCCAUACCUUUUCUCCCCCA
Messenger RNA from Varanus komodoensis (Komodo dragon), 3649 nucleotides. RefSeq names its product proline rich nuclear receptor coactivator 2 (gene PNRC2). The coding region runs from base 362 to 778 and encodes 138 amino acids. NCBI's taxonomy places the organism in Eukaryota, Metazoa, Chordata, Lepidosauria, Squamata, Varanidae. The transcript is spliced from 3 exons. Gene Ontology annotation, cellular component: P-body; nucleus. The record is from RefSeq and is a predicted model, not a curated record. Gene Ontology annotation, biological process: nuclear-transcribed mRNA catabolic process, nonsense-mediated decay.